GAUGAUGGCGGUGCUGCUGCUCCUCUCCCUGCUUGUGGGGCCGACUGCCCUGGCCCUGCCGGGGGAGCCCCCCGAGUGCCUGCAGGGCCCUGAGUUUUGGUGCCGGGACAUGGCCACAGCAGCCCAGUGCGGCCAACUGCAGUUUUGCCUGGAGUACGACUGGAACGAGCUGCCCGAGGGCGCUGACGAACGGCACCCCCUGGUGAAGUGCUGGGCGUGCAAAAAAGUCAUCAGCAAGCUGAAGAAAAUGGUGUCCAACACGCACAACACAAGCAGCGUGGCAAUGGCCAUCAAGAAGAUCUGCUCCAAGUUCCGCUCCGGCUUCGCAGCCAAGUGCCACCGGGUGGUGGACCGGUACAUGCAGCCCAUCGAGGACGGGCUGGCCCAGGACCUGGAGCCCCGCGACAUCUGCGUCUCCAUUAACAUGUGCAAGAGCCAGGGCCACCCAGGGUGGAAGGUUCCUGGCCUGCCCCAGGCCCCAGCUGCAGAGAGCUCUGCGGAUGCCAUGGGACCAGAUGCCGCGUGAGCCAGGGCAGAGUGGAGCGGCUGCCCCCAGCUGUGACACCCGCCCGAAAACCAGCCUUUCAAUAAAGCUUCUGCCUGCAGCA
Mauremys mutica (yellowpond turtle) is the source of this 608-nucleotide messenger RNA. Its product is annotated as prosaposin-like. Lineage: Eukaryota; Metazoa; Chordata; Testudines; Geoemydidae. Gene Ontology annotation, biological process: killing of cells of another organism; defense response to bacterium; antimicrobial humoral immune response mediated by antimicrobial peptide. The record is from RefSeq and is a predicted model, not a curated record. The transcript is spliced from 7 exons. Gene Ontology annotation, cellular component: cytolytic granule. The coding region runs from base 2 to 526 and encodes 174 amino acids.